AUGUCGACUCUUGAGGACCUCGACGACCUUGAGCGCGAUCAGAGAGACAAGAAGCAAGACCAGAACGAUGGCGAUGGUCAGAAGCCCGAAGGCGACGGCGAUGCCGAGAUGGGAGAUGCCGACAAGAAGGACGAUGAAGAAGAGCUGCUGGAUGAGGAGAUCUUGACUUCAAGCACGGCAGACAUUGUCAAGCGGCGGCGGAUGCUGGAGAACGAGAUGCGCAUCAUGAAAAGCGAAUUCCAGCGUUUGACACACGAGCAGAGCACAAUGAGAGAGAAGGUUAAGGAUAAUCAAGAGAAGAUUGAGAACAACAGACAACUACCAUACCUUGUUGGAAACGUCGUUGAGCUAUUGGAUCUCGAUGUGGAGGCAGAGGCAGCAGAGGAAGGGGCCAAUAUCGACCUGGAUGCCACCCGCGUAGGCAAAUCCGCCGUCAUCAAGACCUCCACUCGCCAGACUAUCUUCCUUCCCCUCAUCGGUCUCGUCGACCACGAAAAGCUCAAACCCGGUGAUCUCAUUGGUGUCAACAAGGAUUCAUAUCUCAUCCUGGACACACUACCGGCUGAGUAUGACAACCGCGUUAAGGCAAUGGAGGUUGACGAGAAGCCUACGGAGAAGUACACGGAUAUCGGUGGUCUUGAUAAGCAGAUCGAAGAAAUCGUGGAAGCUAUCGUAUGGCCGAUGAAGGAGGCAGAGCGCUUUAAGAAAAUUGGCAUCAAAGCCCCUAAGGGUGCUCUCAUGUACGGACCCCCAGGUACCGGUAAAACCCUCCUCGCCCGAGCCUGUGCCGCCGAGACAAACGCCACAUUCCUCAAGCUCGCAGGUCCCCAACUGGUGCAGAUGUUCAUCGGAGACGGAGCCAAGCUUGUUCGCGACUGCUUCGCCCUAGCCAAGGAGAAGGCCCCUUCGAUCAUCUUCAUUGACGAACUGGACGCCGUGGGAACCAAGCGAUUCGACUCUGAGAAAUCCGGUGACCGUGAAGUGCAGCGUACCAUGCUGGAACUCCUGAACCAGCUGGACGGCUUCGCCUCCGACGACCGCAUCAAGGUCCUAGCAGCAACCAACCGUGUCGACGUCCUGGACCCUGCCCUCCUUCGUUCCGGUCGCCUGGACCGUAAGAUCGAAUUCCCCCUGCCCAACGAGGAAGCCCGUGCCAACAUCCUGCAAAUUCACUCUCGCAAGAUGUCCGUUGAGGACAGCGUCAACUGGGCCGAGUUAGCUCGCAGCACGGACGAGUUCGGUGGUGCCCAACUCAAGGCUGUUUGUGUUGAGGCUGGUAUGAUUGCCCUGAGGAAGGGUCUUAGCAAGAUCGGGCAUGAGAACUAUGUCGAUGCCAUUGCUGAGGUCCAGGCUAAGAAGAAGGAUACCAACAUGGGCAUCUAUGUUUAG
Molecule: messenger RNA, 1389 nt
Organism: Penicillium arizonense
Lineage: Eukaryota; Fungi; Ascomycota; Eurotiomycetes; Eurotiales; Aspergillaceae
Product: proteasome regulatory particle base subunit RPT5
Exons: 3
Coding region: 1-1389 (462 amino acids)
Biological process (GO): proteasome-mediated ubiquitin-dependent protein catabolic process
Cellular component (GO): proteasome regulatory particle, base subcomplex
Molecular function (GO): ATP binding; ATP hydrolysis activity; proteasome-activating activity
Source: RefSeq, a predicted model, not a curated record